This is a messenger RNA of Metarhizium acridum CQMa 102, 711 nucleotides long. RefSeq names its product mitotic fidelity of chromosome transmission- protein. NCBI's taxonomy places the organism in Eukaryota, Fungi, Ascomycota, Sordariomycetes, Hypocreales, Clavicipitaceae. Gene Ontology annotation, cellular component: kinetochore. Gene Ontology annotation, molecular function: centromeric DNA binding. The record is from RefSeq and is a predicted model, not a curated record. Gene Ontology annotation, biological process: kinetochore assembly; spindle attachment to meiosis I kinetochore; attachment of mitotic spindle microtubules to kinetochore.
AUGGAUAGCACCACCCAUCAGGUUCCCGAGUAUGCCCGCCGGGUAAAACACACAGUGGUCCCGCCGGCAGAAGAAGACGUACGGGUUACCGAGAUUCAACUAGUCAUAAGACAAGGCCCGACAAGUCAACCAGAUACAGAGUCCAAGUCGAAUGGCAACGUUGAGCCAGCCGCCAAAGACGAAGAAUUGGGCGCCUGGGAGACAAACGAAGGCACGGUCCGCGGGAACGUCGUCGUCUGGCAGCCAAGUCACCAACUCUAUCCACAGAGCGACGACACCGACGUCGAACUCGAACUCGAAGACGACCAAAUUGCUAUAUCAGCCAGCGCAAUCACGACUUUGCAAAUCCCAGGCACCACCUUCAGCUUCGCCAAAACCCUUCACACGCCAUACAUGGGCGCAGGCGUGGUGGACAUUCCCCCCGGCGGCGAGAAGAGACCCAAGAACACAAGAACGAUGCAAAUAGUGUUUUUUGUGCAUUAUGGAAAGGUGUUGGUGACGGUCAACGACACCAGGUUUCGAAUCUCGACUGGUGGGAUCUGGACUGUGCCUAGAGGGAAUUAUUAUCGUAUUGAGAAUGAUGGUGAAGGUCCUGCGAGGAUCUUCUUCUCGCAGGCUUGGGAACCAUGCCCGAGACUUUGUGAUGCUACGGGACCAGUCGUCUGGGUGUCUUGGUAUUAUGCAGCCCUUCCCGUGAUUUUUGAAAGUUGA